AUGUCUGGACAGCAGGACCGCGCAAGUAAAAGCUCUAGUUCAAGCAUCAGCAGCAGUACUCAAGAGAGCGAGGAGGAAGCGCCUGUCCGAAGCGUCACCAUUGGUAGCCUCCUUGCCCAAGCAAAUAGCAGCAGUGGACAUAGUCUUGGGAAGCGCCUGUCCCAUUUGGGGUCAAUCCCGUAUACUCCCCGAGUUAAUGGAAAAAUACCCAAUGUUGAUAAUGCAACACUGGACCAUGAGCGAUUGCUGGAAAGGUUGGGCACUUAUGGUUUGGCUGAAUUUCAGAUAGAGGGGGAUGGGAAUUGUCAGUUCCGAGCUUUGGCUGACCAGAUAUUUCACAAUCCUGACUAUCAUAAGCAUGUGAGAAAAGCUGUCAUGAAACAGCUGAAGGAAUUCAGAAAACAAUAUGAAAGUUAUGUACCAAUGGAAUAUAAGGUGUACUUGAAGAAAAUGAAAAGAUCUGGGGAAUGGGGGGAUCAUCUGACCUUACAAGCGGCUGCAGAUCGGUUUGGUGCCAAAAUUUGUUUGCUGACAUCAUUUAAAGACACCUGCUUAAUUGAGAUAGUUCCUAGGGAUCUAACUCCCACAAAAGAGCUUUGGUUAAGCUUCUGGUGUGAAGUACACUACAAUUCCUUGUAUGGAAUCGAUGAUCUCCUGACCCGCAAGGCGAAGAAGAAGCACUGGCUGUUCUAG
This is a messenger RNA of Miscanthus lutarioriparius, 693 nucleotides long. Lineage: Eukaryota; Viridiplantae; Streptophyta; Magnoliopsida; Poales; Poaceae. The record is from the annotation of a GenBank genome assembly.